GACCGGCUCCCGCGCCCAUGGAGCAGACCUUUGAUCUCCCCGACUCGACUGACUGGCUCGAAACGCCGCUGUCGCUGGUGACGCCACUCGAGUCCGCGCUGCGGUGUCAGGUCUGCAAGGACUUCUUCGAUAACCCGGUUAUUACCUCGUGUAGUCAUACGUUUUGCUCGCUGUGUAUCCGGCGGUGUUUGAGUUCUGAGGGAAAAUGUCCGGCGUGUCGGAGCUCGGAUCAGGAGUUGAAGUUGCGGCGGAAUUGGGCAGUUCAAGAGCUUGUUGAGGCGUUUCAGAAUGCGAGACCUAGUUUGUUGGGUUUGGCUAGACUGGCUGCAAAUAAGGAUCGGGAGGAGGCAGAAGUAGGGACACAGCAGCGGUUUGCGAAGAAAAGGAAGGUUGAGGAGCGGGAUGGGUCGGAUACAGAGGUCUUGGAGGGGAGACAGACGCGGUCGCAAGCUAAAGGUGUGGAGAGACAACCCGAGUCUGCUACUAUGGAAGUAGUUGAGGAUAGUCAGGACGAGGAAUAUAUUCCAGAGGACGGCCUGGUUGCGUGCCCGGUGUGCAGUCGGAGGAUGAAAAAUGAAGCAGUAUUUCAACAUCUAGACAUCUGCACGGGUGACCCAGCGCCUCCGAAAAAGAUAUCAUUUGGUUCACUGCAACCCAUGUCGCCUGCAUCGCGAACGCCACCGAACAAACCCCCCGAAAGACUUCCCACAAUUAAUUAUUCUUUACUAAAAGACGCCGUACUCAGGAAAAAGCUCAAAGACCUGGGUAUACCAAACUGGGGUCCACGGCCUCUUCUGCAGAAACGUCACACAGAGUGGAUGAAUCUCUGGAACGCCAACUGCGACUCUAAAACGCCAAAAUCCAAACGCGAACUAUUACAUGAAUUGGAUGUCUGGGAACGCACACAGGGGGGUCAUUCGAACCCCUCUGCCGAGUCCGCUGGCUCUGUUAUGCGGAAGGAUUUUGAUGCCACCGCAUGGUCAACGAGCCAUGAAAAUGACUUCAAGCAAUUAAUUGCUAAUGCGCGAAAACGAAGCGAGGCUGUAGUCCGAUCGACAAUUCCAUCUGCAGCUCCGGCUGAAUCGUCAGAGGUGCCCACGGUUGGGCAGUCAGCGGAGGCCACAGUUCCAACGAAUGUACAAGUGGCUCAGCCCAUCGUAGAUCUGACGGAUACCGACUUCCCCAAGGCUCAAGAAGCGCAGAACUCCGGUAAUAGUGAAGGACCCCAUGUACUCCCCGGAUAAUCGGUCUAUUUUCCAUGCGCUUUCCUUUUCACUGCCAAUGUAAAUA
This is a messenger RNA of Aspergillus alliaceus, 1290 nucleotides long. RefSeq names its product E3 ubiquitin-protein ligase RAD18 (gene rad18). The coding region runs from base 18 to 1244 and encodes 408 amino acids. The record is from RefSeq and is a predicted model, not a curated record. The transcript is spliced from 3 exons. NCBI's taxonomy places the organism in Eukaryota, Fungi, Ascomycota, Eurotiomycetes, Eurotiales, Aspergillaceae. Gene Ontology annotation, molecular function: ubiquitin protein ligase activity; single-stranded DNA binding. Gene Ontology annotation, biological process: protein monoubiquitination; DNA damage tolerance. Gene Ontology annotation, cellular component: nucleus; Rad6-Rad18 complex.